Molecule: messenger RNA, 10308 nt
Organism: Chelonia mydas (Green sea turtle)
Lineage: Eukaryota; Metazoa; Chordata; Testudines; Cheloniidae
Gene: DGKE
Product: diacylglycerol kinase epsilon
Exons: 11
Coding region: 1045-2754 (569 amino acids)
Molecular function (GO): ATP-dependent diacylglycerol kinase activity
Source: RefSeq, a predicted model, not a curated record
CUCGUCUCGGCUCCUUCCGCUUCCGCAGCUUCCCCAGCUCAUCCCCGGCCCCGCUGCUGCGGCUACGGGUCUCCCCUCGGCCCCCCCCAUCCCCGCAGUGCCGCGAGCCGGCCAGAGCCGUCUCCCGCCGCCGCCAUCCCCUCCCGCCCACGGGUGAGACCCUCCCCUCAGGGGGACCCCGGGGCGCGAGCAGGGCCGGGGGGAGCUGCUGGGGCGGAAGCUACUUUGAGGGAGGGGAGUGUCCAGGGCGGGGGAGGGAGGAGGUUGUAACAAGGUAGGUACCUAAUUCCCCCCCCCCCCCGGUCAUCAUCCCUGGGGGAGGGGUAAUUAUCCUUGUGAGUGGGGGAAGGGCGGCAUUGGGAGGGAGGGAAAGAGAAGAGCUGGGGGGGGAGUGGAGGAGAGAAACCCCAAGAGAAGGAGGUUGUGAUAUUGGGGGGUUGUUAGAGUGGGGGGGUCAGUAUUGUACCAGGGCUUUCAUGGGAAGGGGAAUUAAAGCGAGACUUGAUGGAAACGGAGGCUGGGUGGAGUAAAUAGUUUAAAAGGAUGGGGUGUGGUAGAUGUUGGACCAGUUUGUGGGCAAGGGGUAGUGCCUGACUUAAGAAGAGGCAAGGUUAAUGAUCAUACCCCCUUUUGUGGCGUGGCUGGGAGAGGCAGGUAUUGGGAGAACAAGGCUAUUUAUAUCAGGAAAAGUGAGGCUGAUUAUUUGUCGGAGCAGGUGUCUCCAAGAAGGGUGGGUUCUGAUAGUAAUUGGUAUAUCAGACGCAAGGGGAAAGAGAGGGUUUCAGGAUAAUACCAGGGUGGAAAGAAACGCAGAGGUUAAUUAUCAUGAUAACAAAUAUAGGGUAUCCAGUCUGAUGAGUUGUGAGUCAGGCUUUAGGGAGAAAGGGAGUAUAAUAAGAAUAGGGGGAAAGUUAAAGCAUACAAUAAAGGAUGGUUCCUAAACACACCCACAGUAUCCCUGAAUUGGGAAGUGAGCCCCAAGUUAGCCCUGCUUGUCUUGUUUAAUUUGACCAUUUAGACAGGGAAAGCUAAAAUCCAUAAGGGAUGGAAGGGGAGGAAAACAGCGGUCCUCCCUCCUCAGGAGUGUUUGCAGACUGGAGUUUGGCCUUUUGGACUCUGUGCUCGGUGAUCCUGCCAGUAGUGAUCACCUUGUGGUGCAGUUUCCAGCGAUCCCGGAGACAGGUGCUGAGGCGAGACAUCUUCCGCAAGAGCAAGCACGACUGGCAUUACACAGAUCUCUUUGGCCAGCCCACCUAUUGCUGUGUGUGUGCCCAGCACAUUCUCCAGGGAGCUUUUUGCAACUGCUGUGGGCUGUGUGUCCACGAAGGGUGUCUCAAGAAGGCCGACCGGCAUUUCCUCUGCAAGGAGAUUAUGAUGAGGAGCAAUGGUGAAGUCCACACCUCUAUGGCACAUCGCUGGAUCCGAGGCAACGUCCCGCUGUGCAGCCAUUGUGUCGUAUGCAAGCAGCAGUGUGGCACCCAGCCCAAGCUUUGUGACUACAGGUGCGUUUGGUGUCAGCACACUGUACAUGAUGAAUGCAUGCAGAAUUCUUUAAAGAGCGAGAAGUGUCGUUUUGGAGAAUUCAGAAACUUAAUUAUUCCACCAUAUUACUUAUCCACCAUUAAUCAGAUGCGUAAGGAUAAAAGAAUUGAUUAUGGAAAGUUGGCAUCCUCCUAUUGUAAACACUGGACCCCAAUAAUAAUCCUGGCUAAUACUCGUAGUGGAAACAACAUGGGCGAAACAUUGUUGGGAGAGUUUAAGAUUCUCUUAAACCCAGUUCAGGUUUUUGAUCUGAGCAAAAUUUCACCUGCCAAAGCACUCCAGCUUUGUACCUUGCUGCCUUAUAAUUCUGCUAGGGUACUUGUCUGUGGUGGGGAUGGCACAGUGGGCUGGGUCCUGGAUGCAAUUGAUGAAAUGAAGAUAAAGGGACAAGAACGGUAUAUUCCACAAGUUGCAAUCUUACCUCUCGGAACAGGUAAUGACCUGUCUAAUACGUUGGCUUGGGGUGCAGGUUAUGCUGGAGAAGUCCCAGUGGAACAAAUUUUACGAAAUGUAAUGGAGGCAGAUGGAAUUAAACUAGACAGGUGGAAGGUUCAGGUAACAAAUAAAGGAUACUACAAUUUAAGAAAACUAAAGGUGUUCACAAUGAACAACUAUUUUUCCAUAGGACCUGAUGCUCUCAUGGCUCUCAACUUUCAUGCGCAUCGUGAGAAGACUCCCUCUCUGUUUUCCAGCAGAAUUAUUAAUAAGGCUGUUUAUUUUUUCUAUGGAACCAAAGAUUGUUUAGUACAGGAAUGUAAAGAUCUUAACAAAAAGGUUGAGCUAGAGUUGGAUGGUGAGAGAAUCGAUCUGCCGAAUUUGGAAGGUAUCAUCGUCCUGAAUAUUGGAUACUGGGGAGGUGGCUGCAGAUUAUGGGAAGGAAUGGGUGAUGAGCCUUAUCCACUGGCAAGGUAUGAUGAUGGACUGCUGGAAGUUGCUGGAGUUUAUGGGUCUUUCCACUGUGCACAGAUUCAGGUGAAAUUAGCAAAUCCUGUUCGACUAGGACAGGCACACACUGUGAGGCUGAUUCUGAAGAAUUCAAAGAUGCCAAUGCAGGUGGAUGGAGAGCCAUGGGCACAGGGACCCUGCACUGUUACCAUAACUCAUAAGACACAUGCACUGAUGUUAUAUCACUCGGGUGAACAAACAGAUGAUGAUGCUUCCAGCAUGUCUGAGCAGGAACACACAAGGGAACAGACAGAUGAAGACAUAUAGGUUCUGAAGAAUUUUACAUAAUAUAUUAAUCAAGUCUCGUUAAAAAACUUAGAACAUUUAAUAUAUAUUUAACUAUCUCAAUAACUAUACCUUUAUGCAGUAAGGUGUAGACUUGUGAGUGGCACAGGGGUAAAAAAAAAAAAAAAAGCCAUGCUUUCAAGUAUUAAUGGAAAAACCUCCAGACUAACCCUUAGCAAAACACUUAGGUGUAUAUAUCAAAAUGAAAAUCUCACCAUAACUUAAGCUGAUUUUUCUUAAGGCUAAGUGUCGUUUUAGUAUGUCUUGAGAAUACUAUUUUCUCUUUUAAAUAAGCAGUAUGUCUUACUCAGUUCAACAAUAUACUGUGAGGUGCACAUAAAAGAAAUAUUGAAAUGUGACUUUGGGUAGCAUGACCAUCUUUUAAGACCUAUGUAAGAAGACUGUUUCUUUUGGUGACAAUUGGCAACACUUUAAAAACGGUUACAGAUAACUGAUCGUGUCUGAUGAUGAUCUAAAAAUAGCCACAUGGCAAGUCAGUCUGUGCCACCCCAUUGAUCAUAAAUACAUAUAUGAUCUGGUUCAGUAAAAAUGUAUUAUUUGCUAAAACAGAUGGAGAACAUAUAUAAAUUUUGCUUCCUGACUAGGUCAUGCAAGGUGAAUAAUAGUUUGCGGGAUUUAGAACUUUAUCUCCCAUUUAAAUUUAUGACCACAAAAUAACAUUAUUACAAACAACGAUACAAAAAUUCAGAAUAGAUGUAACAGUAGAUAUAAACAUCCUGUUUAGGUAACCAUCAACAUUUCUCCAGGUAAAUAUUGACCUAGGUGAAGCUUCUCAGGUUUAAAACUUCGUGGUCGCCUCAGCAGAAAUCAAUAUUUGCUCCUUAGUUAUUUUAUGAGUGAGUAAUUUAACCUACCAAGCCAAGAGCUUGAAGCUAAGUAGUAAACCUGUCACUAAUCAAUCCAGUUGAGCUCAUGUACUGCAGGUGAUCUCCAAACAGUAACUGAACUUAUAGUAGAUGUGUGCUGCAUACGUUAAGCCCAGUGACAAGUUAAGGAAAGAGUCUUGGUCUAAACACUGAAUUUUCUUACCUCUUUUGUCAUUUUAAGCCAGUGCCCUCAAAUAACUUUCCUUUUGUUUUCUGUAUGCUAGUUUAAAGGGACACUGUCAAGUAGGGUAGGCCAUAUAUCUAGGUUUUGUAAACCAAAUGGAAUUGUUUUACAGAAUCUUAAAAAAAAGUUUCUAUGGAUUACCUAAUGUUAAUGAAAACUUUUUUUUUUAAAUUUAUUUAAGCAUUUUUGUACAGGUUUAUGGAAAUCAAACACAACAGCAUUAUAUGCAUGCAUGAGAGACCAGGAAGUUAAACAGACCCUUUCUGGUUUAAAUUUUCCAUGCUGAGUGAAAUGCAAAAAGCAAACAUAGUUUAUAUGGUAAAAAGUUAAUUACAUUUUUGAAACUCUUCCAUUUUUAAUAAUCUUUCAAGAUAAAAAUAUGUUUUAACUUGACAGGGUCCCUUUUUAAAAGUUUACAUGCUAGAUUCUAAAUACUACUGACAUUAGUAAAUUCAUAUUUAGACAGAUUUGCAAGCUGUUCAUUAUAUAUGUGAUUAGAAGGUAAUGAAUUGUAAAUGUUGACAACAAAUGUAAAUUUCAUACUUGGUAGCUUUAUGGACCUUCUUUGAAUUUAUAAUUUAUCAUGUAAAUACAUAGCAAUUUGAGUCACAAAGGUCCACAUAAAAAGUAAAUUAAAAAUUCCUAAAGUAGAUAUACCAUGUUAUAGAUAGAUCCACCAUCCAAAUCUUCUCUAGUUAAAAUUGACUUUAGGUUAUACUAGCUUAAAAAUCAUUUUAAAAUGGUACGCCUCUAUUUUAUUUAUUUAUAUUUGAAUAACUUAUUCACACUUAUUUUUAAAAAUAUUUAUUUAAGUAUUAUGUUCUUAUCCUUGUGUACUAAUGUUUACAGGCAAGUUAUAAAGCUCUGUAAAAACUGGGUAUGUAUUUGGAAUGCAGAUACAUUAGAAAGACAAUGACAGGGUUGCUUGAUCUAAACUUAUUAAACUGUGUUGGGAAGAGUCAUCUAAAGUAUAUCUGGAAAUUUUCAAGAUAUAUUUCAACACUCAUAGGAUCAAAAACUGUUCCGAAUUUUUAAAGUUUGAACCCCCAGCCUACCCCUAAAACAAAACUUAUAAAAUGCUUUUUUCCUGGUCCCGGGGAGAGGGUAGAUCAGUGUUUCUCAACCUCUUUGACACCAGGGACUAGCUUGCUGCCUUCCUAAAUUGUGUCAGGGAGAUCUCAGGGACCUGCGCCAGUCCAUGGACCAGUCAUUGAGAAACACUGCUCUAAAUGACAGCACAGUUGGUGAGAGUAAGCUGUCUCCCAAUUUGUUUUGUUCUCGGUUGGAGGAAGGAAACGUAGGUACAGCACCUCAGACAAUGGGGUAUUGGCCAGGAGGUACUGUAUGCAGACAAGCUGGAUCCUUCCACUGACUGCAACUCACUGAGCACUUCUCAGGAUCUGAUGCCAGUUGGGUGAAAUACUCUCUGGGCAGUACAAAUCCAUGAAUAGCUUUGUAGUACAGGAGGAGAAUGGGCAGUGAAGGUAACACUUCAUCUAAUACCUACUUAGUAAUUUUGGAGAGCUGCUUUCUGAGGAUGGCCCUAAUUGUCUCAGCCAAAUCAUUGCUCUUUGCAUGCUGAUGGGAGGAGAAUUAUGCCGCAUGUAUGAGCAAUUAGAAGUGACUGAAUAGUUGAUGGGUAACAAAUUUAGAUGGUGUAUGCUUGGAAAGCCUUUCAGAAAACUCUAUUUGAGGAUUGGAGAAGAUUGCACUCGCUAUAAAUUUUUAUCUCAAAGUCAGAUAUGCCAUACCCACUUUUCCUGCAAUUGUCUCUAGUUGUCUACAGGUCAGAGGACUUUUUAAAAACAUAAAUGUUAAGGCUAGAGUUUAAAUAUGUCAGGUGAUCACAGGAAUCUUCCAAUUCCCAACUUACCACCCUGUGGGGUUUUUGGGGUUUUGUUUUAAACUUCUCUUGCUCAACUGUUUUAUUUUAAUCAAAACUUUUCAGUUCAUCAUAAAUUUAGAGUCAGAUUCUGCUGUGAAUUUCUCCCUGUGCAACCACUUUAGUCUGACUACAGAAGUUAUGUCAUUAUCAUUUGCCCCCCACGUCUAAUUUGCAUAUAAAUUAAAUAAAGACACUUUUCAGUUUUAAUGGUAGUUGCUCAUGUGCUAUUGUAUAUUUAUCAUGGUUGUGAAUCUGAUGAAAUUCACAUUUUAAAAAAAACAGAUGUGAGAAAACAUGAAGCACCUGAUACAGUUUUGUCUAUUGAUUAUCCUAUUUUUUAAUUAAAAAUAGGCUUUGACAAUUGGAAACAUAAAAAUAUUGCAAUAUAUUAGUUAUUCAGAAGAGGGUGCUCUGCUAUUGAAAUUCAUGCCCUACUCUAAGAAAAGCAACACAGCAUUUAAGGAUGACAUAAAUUAUGAAUACAUUUAAUUUCUUAGAGGCUUUUCAUAAGCAUAUUAAUUUGAAUAAAAUGUACAGCUGUAGAAAUAUUGAGAUAUUAAUUUAGCAAGCAUUCAGAAUAUUCAUUCACAGAGCUGUAAUUCUAGGCUAUAUUAAGAUUUUAUUGCAGCAUAUGCUAGUGUACCUAAAGAUCGGUCAGUGCUUCUGUUAUAAAUCCUUUUCCUGGGUUUAUAACCUACAGGUUAAAAUGUUUUUGGCGGGCUUAAACUUGCACGCACAGCCUAGAUAUGGAGUGAACUUUUUUUCUCCCCUCACAACCCCCUUACUUAUUAACUUUCACAAUUUGUAUAUAAUAUAUCUAUUUUUCUUAUAGUAGUUCACAGGUCAGAGUAAAAGUUUAUUGAGUUUGGAAACACUUCUGUAUUCUUGGACCUUCUGCAACUUGUUUGUGGUUUUAAAAGCAAUGUUCCCAAUCCAUGAGGUGGGCCCUACAUCUUUUCUAUUUUUCCCCUUGAAAUAAAAUAGUUGAGGUCUGACAGUAGUUGCCAUUCAUGUUUAUCUUUUUUAUAAGAAAUUUUGCCACUUAUUGGCUAAGAUAUAGUUAUAACCCGAUGCGUACUGGUGGUCAUGUGUUUACAGCAUACUCCAGCAUAGCGCCAAAAACUAUCACAACGGGUAAAUAGCAUGGUCCAGAUUCUCCUUUCCAAUGCAUUGAUGAGACUCCCCUUUUAAAUGGACACACCUAACUUUAAAUCACACGUGUGUUCUGAACAUUUUUGUAAUCUGCUAAUUGUUCUGGAUUGCAUUCACUUCAGCUGGAGUAGUGGGUGCUAACACCUUUGAAAAACAGGCCCUACUUAUUUUUCCCUGUUUGGGCCUAUUUACAUUCUAGAAUUCUACAAUAUAAACGCAAUCAAGAGAAUCUGAUUUUGAUAACAGGAUGAAGACAGCCAUGACUUAGCAGUCAUAGACAGGGCAAAUCUUAUUCGGCACCAUGUUAACCGACCAAGAUUAACUCCUGGUCCAAGCAAAAUCUAAUCCCAGUUAGUUGGCUUGAUGAUGAUGAAUAAGAUUUGUCUGGUCUCCACUAACCAUACAGUCAUGAUUGUCAGUAUUAUGUUAACUAACUAGCAACAAAGGAAAGAAAAAUAUUUGUAAUAGCAAAACAUGCUUAUAAAACUACUAAAAUUGACUGGGGCACUCAGGCAGUUGUAAUACUAGAAACUUCCUUCUAAUUCACUUUUUGUAAUUGACUCGUUUUUAAGUUUUUGGUAUCCUUGUAAGUCGGAGCCAUUCUGAGGUCAGUGCACAGUUCUGUGCUCAUAUUUAGAUUGCAUUUCAGUCAGGUGUUUUUCCUUGUGUGUAUAGACUUGUAUCCUGAGCUUUAUUUUUAUUUUUUUAAUGCAGUGUUAGUCAUGGUAUGUUUUAAUAGGUGUAAAAUUUAGGUCCUCCCUAGCAGUCCAAUGCACUUUUUUCUAGAAGACAAUAUUCACUGAGGAGACAAUGCUAAUUAUUUCCAUUGGGUUUUGUGGUCUUUGCGCCAAAACCUACAAAGAUUUAUGAACUUGAUUAAUUUUUAGCAUGUAGGUCUAGCAAUUACACUCAGCACUGUGGCUGCAGUGUUCUUCACUUGGGUAAGCAGGCUUAGUUGAGAAACAAAAUAGCCUCCUUACAAAGUGCAACUUACUGUCUUUAGCUGGAAAAAAUAUUGUCUAAGUAUUGUUCCGUAGCUUUCAAUUGCAUUAAAAAUGUUAAUGUAAUACAUGUUGACUUCUUAAAGAAUACCCGAAUGUUGAAAACAUACCACUGUUCCUUAGUUCAGACAUAAGAGUAACACAUUUUUGAAAUUCCUUAUAUAUAUGCUCUUUGUUUCCUAUUUCAUUACAUAGUAUGACUGCAAAUUUCUUCUUUUUUUUAAACUGUCAACUAGAAAUAAUCUAGAAUAUUUUUAGAUUUAAAAAGAGAUUACUGCAACAUUUUAGUACCCUGGUUGAUCCUACUGAAUGUGAACUAUCCACUUUAAAAAAAUAUGCUCUGAUCCAGUUCUGAGGAACUGUAGCUGCUUAUUGAGCACAGUGUAGGGUAACAAAACACCGCUUGUUUUGUGUGAACAGUACUUACACAUUCCAUAUGUUUAAGGCCCAUUCCUGCAAGCACUGCCUGCUCAAAAUUCCUAUUUGCUUCACUGAGUGCUGAACAUUCACUGAGCCCAGGAUUGGGGUCCUUUGGGAUAGAUCUUCAGCUGGAGUAAAUCAGCAGUGUGCCAUUGAACCAAGUGGUGCCAGGCUGACUUACACCAGCUGUAAUGUUUUGGAAGUCUGAAUUACCUUCAUAGCUUUAAACUAUCCUUUGUUUCUCUUUAACAUUUCCCUGUCUUCUGUGCCCACAUCAUCUGCAACGGUCUUUACAUUUCCAGGUUCAGAGUUGUUAAUUUAAAAUGUUUGCAUCCAUCAAACGUAACCCUGAUUAUUGUAUUGGCCUCUCUUUAAAGAGGAAAUGGAAACUACUGUUGUUAGGAUUUCAGUCUGUAUCUUCAAAGUUUACAUUCUUCAUUAGCCAUAUGUCUACUACUAACUCAUGUAGCUCUUAGAACUCUAGCCAUCUAAUCUUUAUAGAUUUUUUUAUAGUAAAACAGAAUGAUUUUUUAUUUUUGUAGCAUAUACCUUCAAUAUGUAUAAUAGAAAUAACGAUUCAAAAACCAUGCUCUGAAUAUUGUAAAAAUGUGAAUUUCAAGAGCUGUAACUGUGAGUUAGUCAGAGUCACUUAAAUAAUAUUUGUGAGAAAUUACCAGCACAUCAAAGGUUUACAAAAGCCUAUUCUUUAGGAUAGAAGUAGUCUGAUAUUGUAAUAUGUUUGUAUUCAAUGUGCAUAUGCAGAUUCUGAAAUUGCACUAAAUAAGAAACCAAGAGCUUUUUACAAAUCUAAGCACUGGAUCAAAAUGCUGAAUUUGUAACAUUUAGUGUUCUUUUCAUCCAGAAAAAGUGAUGGGUGGUUGGUUAGUGGUUUUCCCACCAAACAGUAAUGCGGGAAUCCAUCAAUUUAUUCAGAAACAUAAAUUGGUGCCUAAUGUUCCAUAAGAUGUGGCUAUCAUUCAGUGAAGUGCCCAGAAAUUAACAAAUGCCCAUUUUUCCACCACCACCUCCCCAUGCUCCCUUCCCCACCUAAAAAAAGAAAAUGACACAUUGUGUAUUCACAGCUGCAAAGUGCUUGAGGUCUUAUUUGUAAAAGAAUGACCAGCCAGCAUGAUACUGCAUUUCCAAAGUAUCUUUUUAAAAGGUAGAAGAUACACUUACAUUUUCCUUGGCAUCAAGAGAUGCGUGUAGCCCCCCAGGUAGAAUUAGCUGCUCUUCUGCUUUCAAAAAGAUUGAAUAAGCUGUAGGGGGAAAGUGUUAUACAAAACUCUAGUCAUAAAAGUAGGGAACAGUUUUUUUGUUUUUAAACAAUCUUCUGUACCUUCCUGUACACAAGCAGUAAUAUGACUUUGGAAACUUUCUGUGGUCAAACUUUUUGCUUUAUGUUUAUGCACUCUUUGGGCUUGAUCAUAUUCUCCUUAAGCGACAAUACGCCCAUUGACUUGAAUGGGAGUUUUGCUUGCCUGAGGAGUAUGUGUUUGGUCGCUUUGACAGUGCACUGACCAGUUUAGUUAAUCAUUGCAUGCAGGUGUUGUGUAUUUUGUUGAGAAGUAAAAAAAUAGUUGAGCGAGCUGUUCGUAAACAACUGUAAAUGCAGAGUAACUCCCAGGGAAGUCAGCAGAACUCCUUUGAUUUCAGUAGAGUUACUCAGAUUUAAUCCGUUAAUUUGUGUCCUGCUCAUUUUUAUGACUUAGAAGAGAAGAUGCGCAGAAAGGAAUCCUUUUGACAGGAUGUCUGCUUCAUAUUCCUCUUAGAUGUUUGUAAAUAAAUAAAAACUAUUUUCAUACCACUGAUUCUGUUGCCGAAUUUCCUAAAGCAUCUUUCUGUUGUCUUGUUGAUCUGUAUUGUAUUUCUCUGUAUGAACUAGACUGAAGAAAAUGUGUGUGGAUUAAAACAUUUGAAUCCAUUUUGUUUGUUCCAUGUCCAUUCACAAAUCUGAACAUCAGCUUUCAAAAUCUGUAAUAAAUUAGUGAGAAUAUUUGACACCUA